AUUAAGCGCCAGCCUUGCCCUCCCCUCAGACCCUUCGGCACAUGCAGCGGCAGAGCACACAGCUCCUGAGCUUUGACCGAAGCCUGAAGGCCUCCAGCAAUCGAGGCCUCACCCUGAACCCCAGCCCCACUAAUUCCAAGAUGGAUGGGCUGAGGAGAUGGCGCGAGGCCGACCAAGGGCUUGCCACAGACUUCGUGAGGCGGCGCCAGGCAGCCUUAAGCAGGGAGGGGGCUAUGAGCAGCCGCCCAAACUGGGCUGGCCAGCAGCAGCAGGAGGAGGAGGAGGCGGAGGAGAUAGAGGUGGAGGUCGAGGCUCUGGCCUUGGCCACGGCCUCAGGCAGCCCCAGUGAGGCAGAGGAGCAGAGUGAGCUCGGGGCUCAGGCAGCAGCAGCACAAGAAGCAGCAGCAGCCGAGGUAGCAGCAGCCGAGGCAGCAGCAGUAGCAGCAGCAGAGGCCGAGGCUGAGGCUGAGGCAGCGGCCUUGGCCGACAGCGGCACCCUGGAGGACGACCAGAUGGAGCUGGAGGAUGAAGGCGACGCCAUGGAGGAGGAGGAGGCCGGCGACGCCGCCUCCUCAGCCUUUUCCUCAGAUCGUGGGCCCCAGACCAUAGUCGACGACCAGGGUUUCCAGGAGGGGGAGGAGGAGAUCGGCCUUGAGGAGGAGGGCGAGCGAGUGGCGGCGGCUGCGGCCUCGGCUGCAGCCCCCUUCCAGCAGCAGCUGCCCUUGGAGGGGGCAUUUGGAGGGGGCGGGAGCGCCUGCAGAAACGGGGGAGGAGAUGGCGGCUCCGGCCCCGGCUCCUUGCUGUUCGGUGCUGGGGUCGGGGCCCCUCCUCCCGGGGGGGCAAUAGCCUGGCUGGCCCAUGGGCGGGCGGGGUCCCCCUACACCGGGCCCCGAGGGAGCCACUGGAAGCGAGGUGUCAAGAGGCCUCGUGAGGAGCAGAGCCGGGGCUUCGCCAACGGCUUGGAAGGCAACCAGUUCGAGCCAGCGCAGGCUGCCGCGCUGCCUCAGCAGGCGCCCCAGCUCCCCGCGCUGCCCCUGCCAGCCCCGGCCCCUGAGGAGCCCUCCGCUUUCGGUCUGGGGAGGAGAAUGCGCCUGGUGCUGCUGGGCAACCGGGGCCCCAACUAGGAGCAACAGAGGAAGACAAAACGGACCAUGAUUCCAGAUAAUAUGUGAAGAAAGAUGACAGCAGAAAGGUUUCAAGAGAAGAUCUUCUUCCAAGGCCCUGCCAUACUAUGUUGUUGCUUCCUUUAAAAGAAUAUUCAGAAAAUAAAUAAAAUUGAAAGUCAAAA
This is a messenger RNA of Phascolarctos cinereus (koala), 1288 nucleotides long. RefSeq lists its product as uncharacterized. The record is from RefSeq and is a predicted model, not a curated record. Lineage: Eukaryota; Metazoa; Chordata; Mammalia; Diprotodontia; Phascolarctidae.